AGCAUCAUCGCAACUGAGAUUGAACAUCUCGACGCAAGUCACAAAACAUCAAAGGAGACAGGGCAUCGCGACUUGUAAAAACAUGUCGUCGUCCAUUCCACCACCUCCUCCUCCUGGAUGGGGUUCUGGUCCUCCCUCGAUGCUAGGCGCGCCUCCAGGUCCACCUGGCCAAACAGCGCCCCCAGGAUAUCGACCACCGACAGACGCUCGCACAGCGAAGUUCGCCCAGAAGAAGAAGGAAUGGUUGCGAACUCAGCGGAAUCGGUUUGGGGAGAAGAGGAAAGGAGGAUUUGUGGAGACCCAGAAAGCAGAUAUGCCCCCGGAGCAUCUGCGAAAGAUCGUGAAGGAUAUUGGAGAUGUUUCACAGAAGAAAUUCAGCAGCGACAAGCGCAGUUAUCUUGGAGCCCUGAAAUAUAUGCCACAUGCGGUUAUGAAAUUGCUGGAGAACAUGCCGAUGCCUUGGGAGUCUGCAAGAGAGGUGAAGGUUCUCUACCACGUCAAUGGAUGCCUGACGCUGGUCAACGAGACCCCUCGAGUGAUCGAACCGAUCUUCCACGCACAAUGGGCUACUAUGUGGGUGUGUAUGCGGAGGGAAAAGAGCGACAGAAGACAUUUCAAGCGCAUGCGAUUUCCACCUUUUGAUGACGAAGAGCCGCCUCUUUCUUGGUCCGAGAAUAUCGAAGAUGUCGAGCCACUGGAACCCAUUCAGAUGGAACUGGACGAGCAGGAAGAUGGUGCAGUUUUUGAGUGGUUUUACGAAAAUCGCCCCCUUCUCGAUACCCCACAUGUCAAUGGUCCCAGUUACAAGGAAUGGAACCUCACACUACCACAAAUGGCGACACUCUAUCGACUAAGUCACCAGCUCUUGAGUGAUCUCGUUGACAAGAACUAUUUCCACAUGUUCGAGCUCAACAGUUUUCUCACAGCCAAAGCACUCAACGUCGCUAUACCUGGAGGUCCACGGUUUGAGCCUCUGUAUAAAGACGUUGAUCCAAAUGACGAGGAUUUUGGAGAGUUCAACGCAAUUGACCGAAUCAUCUUCCGUGCGCCAAUCCGAACAGAAUACCGGGUAGCAUUUCCAUUCUUGUACAACUCCCUUCCACGCAGCGUUAAAAUUUCCUGGUUUUCCCAUCCUCAAAUAGUGUACGUCCGUGCCGAGGAUCCAAGUCUACCGGCUUUCUAUUUCGACCCUGUGAUCAAUCCUAUCUCCUCCAGAUCAGUGGCACCCAAAAACUUGACGAUUAGCCACGAGGAUGAGAUAUUUGGUCAUGGCAACAACGAGGAGCCCGAGGAGGACGCUUUCGAGCUUCCGGAAGAUGUUGAGCCCUUCCUGGUCGAUGAGGAACUUUACACAAGCGAAACUGCCUCUGCCAUCGCUCUUUGGUGGGCACCAUUCCCAUUUGAUCGAAGAUCAGGUCGUAUGGUUAGAGCACAAGAUGUACCGCUUGUGAAACAAUGGUAUCUGGAGCAUUGCCCACAACGGCAGCCCGUCAAGGUUCGGGUGUCCUAUCAAAAACUGCUGAAGACAUUUGUCUUGAAUGAGCUGCACAAGAAGAAACCAAAAGCUCAGAACAAGCAAAGCUUAAUGAAGUCGCUCAAGCAGACCAAAUUCUUUCAACAGACCACCAUCGAUUGGGUUGAAGCUGGCCUUCAAGUCUGCCGACAAGGAUUCAACAUGCUCAACCUUUUGAUCCAUCGCAAAAACUUAACCUAUCUGCAUCUUGACUAUAAUUUCAACCUCAAGCCAGUUAAGACUCUGACCACCAAGGAGCGGAAAAAGUCCAGAUUCGGCAACGCUUUCCAUCUCAUGCGUGAGAUUCUCAAAUUGACAAAACUGAUUGUUGACGCCCAAGUUCAGUAUCGGCUUGGCAACAUCGAUGCCUUCCAGCUUGCCGAUGGUAUCUUGUAUGCUUUCAACCACGUCGGACAAUUGACCGGAAUGUACCGUUACAAAUACAAACUCAUGCACCAGAUUCGGUCCUGCAAGGAUUUGAAGCACUUGAUCUAUUAUAGAUUCAACUCUGGGCCAGUCGGAAAAGGUCCUGGAUGUGGUUUCUGGGCCCCUGCGUGGAGAGUUUGGUUAUUCUUCAUGCGUGGAAUCAUCCCACUGCUUGAAAGAUGGCUUGGCAAUCUCCUUUCUCGUCAAUUCGAGGGUAGACAUAGCAAGGGAGUCGCGAAGACGGUUACCAAGCAGCGAGUCGAAUCACAUUUCGAUCUCGAGCUUCGUGCUUCCGUAAUGGCUGAUCUUAUGGACAUGAUGCCUGAGGGCAUCAAGCAGAACAAAGUUAACACCGUCUUGCAGCACUUGUCAGAAGCCUGGAGAUGCUGGAAGAGUAAUAUCCCGUGGAAGGUGCCUGGUCUUCCAGCACCCAUCGAAAACAUCAUUCUUCGUUACGUGAAGAGCAAGGCGGAUUGGUGGAUCUCUGUAGCACAUUACAAUAGGGAGCGUAUCCGUCGUGGUGCCACAGUUGACAAAACUGUUGCCAAGAAGAACUUGGGACGUCUCACUCGCCUUUGGCUGAAGGCCGAGCAAGAGCGUCAGCACAACUACAUGAAGGACGGUCCAUAUGUGUCUUCUGAAGAAGCAGUUGCUAUCUACACAACCACCGUUCAUUGGCUGGAGUCUCGAAAAUUCUCACCAAUCCCGUUCCCGAGUGUCUCCUACAAACACGACACGAAGAUUCUGAUUCUCGCCCUCGAACGCCUGCGAGAAGCGUACUCGGUCAAAGGUAGACUCAACCAAAGCCAACGUGAAGAGUUAGCUUUAAUCGAGCAAGCUUACGACAGUCCCGGAACGACUUUGGAGCGAAUCAAACGUUUCCUCCUAACCCAAAGAGCCUUCAAGGAGGUUGGAAUCGACAUGAACGACAACUACAGCACGAUCAAUCCUGUCUACGAUAUUGAGCCGGUCGAGAAGAUCAGUGACGCAUAUCUCGAUCAAUACCUCUGGUAUCAGGCAGACCAGCGUCACUUGUUUCCUGCAUGGAUCAAGCCAUCAGACUCCGAGGUCCCUCCUUUGCUUACCUACAAGUGGGCUCAAGGUAUUAACAACUUGGACAAAGUGUGGGAAUCUGCGGACGGCGAAUGUAACGUGAUGAUUGAGACUCAGCUUUCCAAGGUCUACGAGAAGAUUGAUUUGACUCUACUAAAUCGCCUGUUGCGAUUGAUUAUGGAUCACAAUCUUGCUGAUUACAUCUCUUCGAAGAACAACGUGCAGCUUACCUACAAGGACAUGAACCACGUCAACAGCUACGGAAUGAUCCGUGGUCUUCAAUUCUCAGCUUUUGUCUUCCAGUACUACGGACUGGUCCUCGACCUCCUGUUGUUGGGUCUUCAACGUGCAAGCGAGAUUGCGGGACCACCACAAAGUCCCAACGACUUCCUCCAGUUCCGAGACCGCGAGACCGAGACAAGACACCCGAUCAGACUCUACACCAGAUACAUUGAUCGCAUAUGGGUGUUCUUCCGAUUCACAGCAGACGAGUCCCGAGAUCUGAUCCAACGCUUCCUGACCGAGCAGCCGGAUCCAAAUUUCGAGAAUGUCAUUGGCUACCGAAACAAGAAGUGCUGGCCAAGAGAUUCACGCAUGCGUCUAAUGCGACACGAUGUCAAUCUGGGCCGCGCAGUUUUUUGGGACAUGAAGAACAGACUACCAAGAUCUGUCACGACAAUCGAGUGGGAUGAUACCUUCGCCAGUGUCUAUAGCAGAGACAAUCCUAACUUGCUCUUCUCCAUGUGUGGAUUUGAGGUCCGAAUCUUACCUAAGAUUCGUAACCAGAAUGAUGAAUUCCCUGUCAAGGACAGUGUUUGGUCGCUGGUCGACAAUACUAGCAAGGAGAGAACGGCACAUGCAUUCCUGCAAGUCACCGAGGAAGAUAUUGCGAAAUUCAAUAACAGAAUCCGACAAAUUCUCAUGUCAAGUGGUUCAACAACGUUUACAAAGAUUGCGAACAAAUGGAACACCAGCCUGAUUGCGCUCUUCACCUAUUACCGCGAGGCAGCAGUCUCAACCGUUAGUCUCCUCGACACAAUUGUCAAAUGCGAGACCAAAAUUCAAACUCGCGUGAAGAUUGGUUUGAAUUCGAAGAUGCCAUCUCGUUUUCCUCCAGCUGUCUUCUACACUCCGAAAGAAUUAGGUGGAUUGGGAAUGAUCUCAGGCUCUCACAUUCUGAUCCCAACUUCUGACAAGCGCUGGAGCAGUCAGACCGAGACUGGCGUAACGCACUACCGAGCAGGAAUGUCCCAUGACGAAGAAACCCUCAUCCCCAAUAUAUUCAGAUACAUCAUCCCUUGGGAGGCAGAGUUCAUCGAUUCUCAGCGCGUCUGGACGGAGUACUCUCAGAAGCGCCUUGAAGCCAACCAGCAAAAUAGACGCCUUACCCUCGAAGACCUUGAAGACAGUUGGGACCGCGGUCUGCCACGAAUCAACACUCUAUUCCAGAAGGAUAGGAGUACUCUCAGCUUUGACAAGGGAUUUCGAGCUCGAACUGAGUUCAAAACAUAUCAGCUAAUGAAGUCAAAUCCUUUCUGGUGGACUUCACAGAGACAUGAUGGGAAGCUAUGGAAUCUCAAUGCAUAUCGCACGGAUGUUAUCCAAGCACUUGGAGGAGUCGAAACAAUUCUUGAGCAUACUCUGUUUAAAGCGACAGCGUUUCCAUCAUGGGAGGGUCUCUUUUGGGAGAAAGCCAGUGGAUUCGAAGAGUCGAUGAAAUUUAAGAAGCUCACCAACGCGCAGAGAUCCGGAUUAAACCAGAUUCCCAACCGUCGGUUCACCCUCUGGUGGUCCCCCACGAUCAAUAGGGCAAACGUGUAUGUCGGUUUCCAGGUUCAACUCGACUUGACCGGUAUCUUCCUUCAUGGCAAAAUCCCUACUCUUAAGAUUUCAUUGAUUCAGAUCUUCCGUGCCCAUUUAUGGCAGAAGAUACACGAAUCUGUGGUCAUGGAUCUUUGUCAGGUGUUCGAUCAAGAACUCGAGCAACUGGGCAUCGAGACCGUUCAGAAAGAGACCAUUCAUCCCAGAAAGUCAUAUAAGAUGAACAGUUCAUGUGCGGACAUAUUACUUUUUGCCUCCCAUAAGUGGAACGUCACUCGGCCAUCCAUUCUGUUCGACACCAAGGAUGUCAUUGAAGCUGUUGCAUCAAAUAAGUUCUGGAUCGAUGUUCAGCUCCGCUAUGGUGACUAUGACUCUCAUGAUAUCGAGAGAUAUGUCCGUGCAAAGUACCUUGAUUACACGACGGACUCGAUGUCAAUAUAUCCAAGUGCAACGGGCCUCAUGAUCGGAAUCGACCUCGCCUACAACCUCUAUUCGGCAUACGGUCAAUACUUUCCCGGCCUCAAGGUCCUGGUCCAACAAGCCAUGGCCAAGAUAAUCAAGGCUAACCCUGCGCUGUAUGUGCUUCGAGAGCGUAUUCGCAAAGGUCUCCAGCUGUACGCAUCCGAGAGUAACCAGGAGUUCUUGAACUCUCAGAACUACUCGGAACUUUUCAGCAACCAGAUCCAAUUGUUCAUUGACGACACCAACGUCUACCGGGUCACUAUUCACAAGACCUUCGAGGGUAACUUGACGACCAAGCCAAUCAACGGUGCCAUCUUCAUUUUCAACCCACGUACUGGGCAACUCUUCCUCAAGAUCAUUCACACCAGUGUAUGGGCUGGUCAAAAGCGUCUCGGACAGUUGGCGAAGUGGAAAACUGCGGAAGAAGUGGCUGCUCUCAUCCGAUCUCUGCCCGUCGAAGAACAACCGAAGCAGCUGAUUGUUACUCGAAAGGGUCUUCUGGAUCCUCUCGAGGUCCAUUUGCUCGACUUCCCGAACAUCUCUAUCCGUGCGUCAGAACUACAGCUGCCUUUCCAGGCUGCCAUGAAGGUCGAGAAGCUUGGUGACAUGAUUCUUCGAGCCACCGAGCCUCAAAUGGUGCUAUUCAACUUGUACGAUGAGUGGCUGAAGUCAAUCUCAUCAUACACAGCAUUUUCGCGUCUCAUUUUGAUCCUUCGUGCUCUUCAUGUCAACCAGGACAAGACCAAGCUGCUACUGAGACCGGACAAGACAGUAAUUACCCAAGAGCAUCACAUCUGGCCUACACUUUCGGAUGAGGAUUGGAUCAAGGUUGAAACGCAAUUACGAGAUCUCAUCUUGAACGACUAUGGCAAGAAGAACAAUGUCAACACAUCAAGUUUGACGAGCAGUGAAGUGCGAGAUAUUAUUCUCGGAAUGGAGAUCAGUGCCCCGUCAAUGCAACGUCAACAGGCUGCCGAAAUUGAAAAGCAGCAGCAAGAGCAGCAGCAACUCACCGCUGUUACUACGAAGACCCAAAACGUCCACGGUGAGGAUAUCAUCGUUACAACGACGUCCCAAUUCGAACAGCAGACAUUUGCAUCAAAGACUGAGUGGAGAACCCGGGCCAUCGCAACAUCAAAUCUCCGCACUCGAGCCAACAAUAUUUACAUCUCAUCUGACGACAUCAAGGAGGACGAUCACUUCACGUAUAUCAUGCCGAAGAACGUUCUCAAACGCUUCAUCACGAUCGCUGAUUUACGCGUGCAGGUCGCUGGUUACCUGUACGGAUCGUCACCUCCCGAUAAUGAUCAGGUUAAGGAGAUCCGAUGCAUUGUCAUGGUCCCGCAAAUCGGAAGCACGCGCGACAUCCAACUACCCCAGCAACUUCCACAGCAUGAAUACCUUGAGAAGCUUGAGCCUCUGGGAAUCAUUCAUACAGUAUCCGGAAACGAGCCACCUUACAUGACAGCAAUGGAUGUCACUCAACAUGCUCGCUUGAUGAAUGCACACAGCUCAUGGGACAAGAAGACCAUCAGUAUGACAGUGUCCUUCACUCCUGGCAGUGUAUCUCUCUCAUCGUGGGCUCUCACUCCUCAAGGGUACAAAUGGGGUGCCGAGAACAAGGAUAUGGGCAGCGAUCAGCCUCAAGGAUUCAGCACGAGCAUGGGAGAAAAGUGCCAGCUGCUACUGAGUGACAAGAUCCGAGGUUACUUCCUGGUGCCUGAGAAUAACUCAUGGAACUAUAGCUUCAUGGGAAGUGCCUUUGGAGGAAUCGAGAAGAAGCCGGUGCAUGUCAAGAUUGACACUCCGCUACCAUUCUACAGUGGCCAACACCGACCACUUCAUUUCCAGAAUUUCGCUGAGAUGGAGGACCUCUGGGCAGAUCAUGACGAUAACUUUGCAUAGAUGUAUUUGGGGUGGUGGUGGCUUUCAGGUUGCCAAUGAUCGCCGCUAGGUUUGGGGUGGGACAAGGCAAAGUGGUCAGCCAGGCAGGCAAUAGAUAUCUGCAUUGGUGAUCGUGGUUGCUCAUACGGGAUCUUGGUAACGGGCGUUUGAUCGGAGGCGCGGCGUCGAUUAUAAUGUAGCAUAUGUACAAGCAUGAAAUUCCAAGCACCACACAUGGUGUUAAAAAGCGAGUCAGAAGAUAUUUCUCUACCUAGGUAGGCCCGUGAGUUCUUUUUGGCUCACGUGCCUGCCUGAAUGAUCUACAUCUGGUGCAUCCCGUCUCACGCUGAGCUUACCUGGUAACCGUGACUGGCUGACUGGCUGAUUACUGGCAGGCAAAGAUCUGGCGACAUGCAGCAUUGGCCGAUUGACGAUUCGGCAAGGAACUGGUUCUAUCCGGGAGAUCCAAAUGCAUCUCCGUUGCAACACAAUAUGAAAUAGGUUGUCUCUCAUCGCUCAUGCAACCAACACGGCUCCAAUUGUUCACCACCUCGCACAACACCAAGCGUGUUGAUCCAACUGACCAUGGACCAAAGUAGGUAACCACACUCUAGGCAGAGCACCCUAGAACCGGCUGUUGGAUCUUUGCUCGAAGCGCCUGCUGCGGCUGCUUGUGCAUUGCAUUGCAUCCGAUGAUGAUCAGAUUUCCUCAGUCAGCGGUUCGGAAUCAUGCAGGUCGUCCGGACUGAUUCUACAGACCCCGGGUCCGGGACUUAUGCAGGAACCGAUUCGAAUAGCCAACGACCAAGAACCAACAACCACCUGCUGCAUCCGUCCACCGCCGCACCACCUCCUUUGGCCGAUUGGAUUUGAACGACAGUAUUUGGCGACGUGCAGUGCAGUGCGGUGCAGUCAGUCCACUGCAGUAUAAUACUGUGACGUCUGAAUGGCUUGAUGUAAGUCGGGAUUAUUGAUACUAAUUUGAGCUGCAGCUGACGACGGAUGCGUAGUCAUGAUCUCCAUAGGUAUGUAUGGGUCAGUACCGGGGUACCUCAGGUACGAAGGUACUCGCACAUCCCGCGCAAGCAUGCUGUGCGACGGACAAGCAAGACAUCAAAUCAUAUCAUAUCAUAUCAGGAUAAUCAGGCAGUCUGUUUGCUAAUUUACCACUCAUCAUGAUUUGACAUCCAUGAUCCUCACCUCACCUCACCUCACCUCACCUCACCCCUCACCCCUCACCCCUCGACCCCUCGACCCUCGGCCCUUCCAUUGGAUCCUUCGAGCCCUACGAGCCCUACGAACAUCCCCUCAAUUCCGUCUAAAAGGUCUUUCUCCACCCUCGUACAGGAACGCACUCUAUGUUUGUCUAUCUUUAUCCCUCUCUGCCGCUUCCAAGACCAAGCUAGAACAACCUAAGAAGCACCUUAUUUUGGUUAAAUUUGCCUUUAAAGCAUCGGCGGGCCCUCUGGUCCCCCUUUUGUUUCCUUCCCUGCUGA
Cadophora gregata is the source of this 8655-nucleotide messenger RNA. RefSeq names its product pre-mRNA-splicing factor 8 (gene PRP8). The record is from RefSeq and is a predicted model, not a curated record. Gene Ontology annotation, biological process: mRNA splicing, via spliceosome; spliceosomal tri-snRNP complex assembly. The coding region runs from base 83 to 7180 and encodes 2365 amino acids. NCBI's taxonomy places the organism in Eukaryota, Fungi, Ascomycota, Leotiomycetes, Helotiales, Ploettnerulaceae. The transcript is spliced from 8 exons. Gene Ontology annotation, cellular component: U5 snRNP; catalytic step 2 spliceosome. Gene Ontology annotation, molecular function: U2 snRNA binding; metallopeptidase activity; protein binding.